Messenger RNA from Schistocerca gregaria, 3379 nucleotides. RefSeq names its product solute carrier family 35 member C2. Gene Ontology annotation, molecular function: antiporter activity. Gene Ontology annotation, cellular component: cis-Golgi network; endoplasmic reticulum-Golgi intermediate compartment; Golgi apparatus. The transcript is spliced from 8 exons. The record is from RefSeq and is a predicted model, not a curated record. Lineage: Eukaryota; Metazoa; Arthropoda; Insecta; Orthoptera; Acrididae. The coding region runs from base 1924 to 3105 and encodes 393 amino acids. Gene Ontology annotation, biological process: UDP-glucose transmembrane transport.
CAGCCAAUCAUGCGCCAGUUCGUUGCUGACCGUCGUGGAGUUCGGAUAGCGCGGCAUGUGAAAAGGCAGGGAAGACGCGAAACUUGUGGCUCUAAGAUAGACUUGAAAAUGAAGUGACAUCGGACAUUUAGCCCGUGCCCUCAGAGGAGAUUUCCAGUAACAGCCAUGUGCUUCUCGUUGUAAACGUGUUGCAAAUCGGAGAAAAACCUGUGGAACAAAACUGCUACGUGUGGUGACUGGUGUACGGAUUAGCGUGUUGGAGUUUCAUAGGGAACAAGUGUUAUGCUGAACUAGUGACAAUGGAAUUUAUACAGAUAAAAGACAUAAGGCCAGGUAUGAAAAAUUUAAACGUUGUGUUUAUUGUCCUCGAAGUUGGUCAUACUACCGUCACAAAGGAGAAUCGUGAAGUGCGAACAUUCAAAGUUGCGGAUGCCACUGCCUGUGUUAACGUAUCCGUGUGGGAUGAGCCUGGACAGCUGAUCGCUGCUGGAGACAUUAUUCGACUGAUAAAAGGUUAUGCCUCGGUGUGGCGUAAUUGUUUAACCCUGUACUCAGGAAAGAAUGGGGAGGUGCAGAAAAUAGGUGAGUUUUGUAUGGUGUUUAAUGAACAGCUAAAUAUGAGCGAACCAAAUCCAGCAUUGACCUCACAGCUGGUAAAUCAAAAUUCUGCAUCUCAGAAUAACAACAUGAACAAUUCGAAUAGUGCAAACAGCAGUAACGGCGGUUUAAUAAACAGGCAUUCUGCAUCUGCUCAGGCACAACCUACACCUCAGAUGAACUCAGUGGCCCCUGCUAAAAGCACCUCAUCCAGUUCAAGGUUUUCAAACGAGCAGACUAGCAAUAACAAAUCUCAGGGCAAGGGCAAUCAGAGAGGGAAGGGGAGCCACAGAAACGGUUCUCGAGGGGAAAGAAGAUAAUACAGACCACAGAAUUCCUGGACCUUUGCCUGACAAUAGACUGACAAACCAUUUGUAACUGUGAAAUCAUUAACAUGAAUUGUAAAUUGCCUUCAGUGUACAGGUAGAUGAUAAAUGCAUCUACUACUGUAGUAAUAAUUUCGCAAAUUAAUUGUACAUUAAUCGAAAAAAAUUCAAUAUAUUUAGCUAAACGAAACUUUUACGUUCACAACCAUUUCAUUUUGUUUCCCCUGUCCUUUUAUUUACCUACGUCACCUUCAACAUGUAAACUCGUAAUUAAAUGGAGCGCUCUAUGUUUUGUGUGUCACAUACGUAUCAUGUUCCUGACGAAUAGCUUGAAAGGCACAUUGCAAGUUACGCAGUUUUCCGCCAUGUUGAUACCAGGAUGAAGAACCACUUGUUUGCCAUCAAAAACUUUCACCAUUAUUAAUACUUAAAACUUGAGAUACGCGAAAUAUUUUACUAGCAGUGAAAGGUUUCUAUUAUAGAGCAUUGCGCUUUUAAUCGACGUUGUACCGUGCGCAACACGUCCCACGCUCUACAUACGACCGCCAUAGUGCUGUACCGAUGAUGAGAAUUCUUAAAUAAGAAAGAGGAUACAGGUGUAAAACAGUUAAUAGAAAAUAUUUACUUUAUAUUUUUUAAACAUUUUCAGAGGCUCAGUUGGUCGAUACUCGUGUGAAAUAAGUCAUUAAUUUGUUUGUACUACUUCCGGUUAACAGUAUGGCUGUCAGUGUGUUGUGACGUACGCGAUAAUGCUUGCAGAAAGCAAGGUGAUAGAUAGGCGGACCUGUCCGCAAAGACAUGCUUGGUUCGUAUGUUUUAUUUGCAGCGAGGUGAUUUCUGUAUUGCAAGAUUUCAGUUAGAAGUUUUUUUUUUUUUUUAAGGUGCCGUUAAAUCACUUUCUAUCUGUCACGCUGUCUUAAGAGCAUGAAAAUUAGGCUGUUUACGAAAGUUGGUUAUGCCUAUGUUGGCAGUUGAAGCUGUAUGAGAGAAUAACCAGGAAAUGAAGAUGAUGUUUAACGUGUACGAGGGACAUAGUGCAAAGUUUUUUAAUGCUGGUUGCUGCUGGGUUGCCUGUAAAACACUGUUACUUAUUUCUGUGUAUUUCGCAUUUUCCAUUGGGCUAACGUUUUAUCAGCGAUCUAUUUUACAGGUGCUCAACUUUCCCCUGUCAGUGGUUGUAAGCCAUCUGGUAAUAAAAUUCCUUUUGGCAUGGAUUUCACGGUAUUUGUGGCAGUGUUACACAUCACGUCCAAGGAUUACACUUAACUGGACUUUAUAUAUAACAAAAUUAUGCCCUACUGGAGUUGCAAGUGGACUGGAUAUAGCAUUUUCAAACUGGGGUCUGUCCCUAAUUACUGUGUCUUUGUAUACGAUGACAAAGUCAACCACUAUACUUUUUAUUUUAGGAUUUGCACUCCUCUUCCGAUUAGAGAGUAAGUCUUGGUCUUUGGUUGCAAUAGUUUUGAUGAUAUCAAGUGGUUUAUUUCUUUUUACAUAUAAAGCCACUCAGUUCAGCUUGGAAGGUUUCAUGAUCACUUUGCUUGCUUCAUUCAUGAGUGGCCUUCGCUGGACAUUAGCUCAGCUUAUCAUGCAGAAAUCAGAAUUAGGUCUGUCAAAUCCAGUGGACAUGGUAUACCAUGUACAGCCCUGGAUGAUUGUGUCUGUUCUACCAUUUGCAGUGGCUUUUGAAGGUCAUAGCAUAGCAAGCAGCUGUCACACAUUCCGAUAUCAUAGUGCCAGCCAAAUUCUUCAUUCAGCAGGUGUUGUUCUGUUUGGAGCAAUCCUUGGGUAUCUGAUGGAAAUUGCAGAGUUUUUAGUAGUUUGCCAAACGUCAAGUCUCACUUUAUCUAUUGCUGGGAUUGUCAAGGAAGCGAUGACGUUGUUGCUGGCCAUACUGUUGGUUGGUGACCGCAUGAGUCCUGUGAACUUCGUCGGGCUGCUGUUGUGCAUGGCAGGUAUAAUGGUCCACACUUUGGGCCGCACCUCGGCGGCUCUACACUCCAGUGGUAACAGGCAGGAUGAAUACCAACUUACUGACAAGCUGCCCCUGCUGUCUGCAGAGGGUGAGACCCAUGUGAAAUUCCUGGUCCAUGAAACCAGCAGCAGUGAAGAUGAGAGUGGUGAUGACUCAAACCAAGUGCUCUUCAGUAUAAAGCAGAGGAGGGACAACCCUGUGAGAUAACCAUUUCUGAUGCUGAAGCAGUACGUCUGUCUGUAUGUUACAGACAUGUGAUUUUAUAUGAGUAUUGUUUGCAUUUAAAAAGACAUGAUCUCUCUUUUAUACCAAGUGUACAUUCUUUGUAGUUGGAAUAAAGAGUUUAUAUACAAAGUAAGUAAACAGAUUUCUACUUUACUGAACUUGGACUUACAUCUGUUAUAUACAGGGUAUGUAAACUUUGUGGAAACAUUUGUAAGGACAUAUGAAAGAGAAAUAAUAAAUAAACCAUUGAAACAAA